CGGACGUGACUGAGAGUGAUUUAAUUUUUUGCGACGAUUUGCUAGUUCUACAAUCUAAUACUUUGAAGCGUUGGUGCAUCUGUGGACAGAGUUCGCUUGUUCGCUUGUUUGUUUAUUUGUUAGCGGAAAAAAUCGCAACUGCACCGGUAAUGGCCCAGCAAGGAUACCUCAAGGGUGGUACUCUAGGAAGCCGUCACGGCACUGACUACCAAGUGCACGUGCUAAUGUGGCUCUACGAGCGGGCAGCGACCACCGGGAGGUCCAACUAUGCCGACUUUCGAUUGGCAUCGGAGAUGGAAGCCGCUGGAAAAUUCGACGACGCGGUGCUCUCAUGGCAAGAUGGUGCCUUGAAAAACUGGCUGUUCGUACAGGUCAAACACAAGGUAUGUGAAACGCUAGUUCAGAGGCUGCUGCUUCCGACGACAGAAGCGAAAAAAGGGGACGGAGAUUUUUCACUGUACAAGUAUCUGCUCUCGUUUUGGGACAUUGAACGCAACGAGAAGUUUGCCGGACGGAAGCAGUACGUUAUCUUCACGAACUGUGAGCUCGGUAUGACUGUCCUCGAAUGGUUUGAAGAUUGCGAGAAGGAUGUCGAUGGGAUCUUGAAAAUACCUGGCGGUGAAUCACGACUGCUGAAAAUGAAGUUCAACGAUCGAUUUUGCGACAAGUUGGUUGAGUAUGGCAGUAGAGCUUUCAAUGAAUUAGUGGAUGCACUGAAGGCGAUUUUCAUUGACGGAAGAACUGAUGUCAAGACGGAUGUGUUAAGGAAAUACCGCGGUGCGAUAGCAAGUAAAAUUUUAGUUGUCGAUAAGACAUUGGUGAAAUUUACACCGAGGUUCAUUAAGAAAAAAAAUCUGGAUCCCUUGGAACUGCAACUCCGUAAGAAUCUAUUUCGAGACGACGUAACGUUACAAGAACUUAUUUCCUAUGUCGUAACGGAUAGCCAGCUGAGCGCAGAUUUGACGAUCAAGGAUAAUUCACUUAGUACCCUACCUCCGGCAAUUGAUCGGAAGGAUGUCAAAUUGUUUUUCAAUCGACUCAUCUUUGCCAUCAACCAGCCAAAUAAUGCAGCCCUUGAGAAAAUCAUCUACCAAGAACUUAUGGCUAGGUACAACUCUCCAAUGCAAGAUCCAGACUCCCGGGAAAGCUGUACCACCUUGUGGUACACCAAGCUACAAAAGAUGGUGAAUGUUUGGUUGGACCGCAAGGAAGGAACCUACUUGGAACGCCAUGAACUGGAAACGGAACUUCAAGCAGCACUCCACACGUUUAACUGCUCUAAGCUGGAUGUUCGGACGGAAAUAUUUCAAGGAAAGAUGCAAAACUUGCGCCUAGAAUUUACCAAUGUCAGUCUUUCUCUAAGCCAGGUCCCUUUGGCAAUCAUAUCCAACAGCCAGCAGGGGCUGCUCACUAGUCUUAAACUCUACCAGAUACUGAAAGGUUCCCAGUACCGUUAUUUUACCUUCGAGGACCUGCAGAUUUCCUCGGUUCUGGGAACACUGUUGGAUGUCCUUCGCAAAGAGAGCUCUCCGAUUUAUUUGCUACUCAAAGAUAACCAUCCCACUUUCAAUUUCCACACCAAACUCUUCAAGGGCAAAAGCUAUACACAAAUCAUCCUACUUACCUACAGCAAAGAUCGGGCGUCCAGUUUUUUUAACGGAGUUCCAUUCACCACCGUGAUGGAUAGUGACAGCAAUCUGACUCAUCUAUCUAAGCAAAGUCAACACAUCCUAAAGCGGCGAGCGGUUCUCUUUCAGGGUCACGAACGGACGCUUAUGAAGCUUCCAGGCUACAACUCCGCAAAAGACCUCUUCAAAAACGAUGACCUGGAGAAGCUGAUCCGCGUCGAAACCCUCACCUUGGGUCCUGAGCUAGUGAAACUCGAAACCAAGCGAUACAUUCCUCGGAUCAUCAGUAACUGUGAUCCUGACGAGUGGGGUGAGGAUUCAAUCGCAUCGGAUCCUGGGACCAGUGCGACACCGAAGGCUGGUCAGUGCGUCAACUACACAGAAGAGGAGUUUCUCGCCGAUAUUCCGGCUGUAUUUGCACGGAGCAAGAUUGUGAUACUCUCAUCGACGCCCGGUAUGGGUAAAUCCACGCUCUGGAGCCGAUUAGCGCUCCUGGCUAAAAAACUGGAUCCCUCCCGAUGGGUAAUGGUCGUUAAGCUUCAGGAUUGCGUCGACCUGUUAACAACUGGAUCGAGUAUGGAGAACCUCAACGAUUGCAUGGAAUUGUUGGGAAGCAUCGUGCCGUUCAAAUCUUCUCUUGAUCGGACCCUGUUCUACAAAUGCCUGCAAGUAAUACCGGAGAGUGUCUACCUGCUGUUCGACGGGUUUGACGAACUACCGCAUGAGGUUACGGAUCGUGCUAUUGAUAUGUUAAGAACUCUCUGUGACCAUGCGCGAGUGUUCGUAAACACGCGUAUCCAUCAUCAACAAGAAUUGGAGAAAGCGCUCGGCGUUAAGGCACACUUCCUCAAACCGAUGAGUUCUUCGGAUCAGAAAGAAUUGUUCCUAAGCUCGAUCGAAGUUGACCGCUCAUCCAGUGCACUUGCCAAAUUUCUGCAAAAUCUAACCCAGAAAAUCCAGAGCAAAUCGUUGGAACUUGCAAGCAAGUUCUUCGGAGUACCACUAAUUAUCAAGAUGUUGGCCGAAAUCUACAAAAUCAACAUUGAGCUCCAUUGUAAAACGGACGACCGAAGGUAUCUGGAUUCGAUUGAUCUUGACUCGUUGAGUAUCUUGCAACUGUACAACCGAUUUGUUUACAGUUCAUUUCGCCAGCUAAAUGUCGAGAAGCUUAAACUGAUAGAAACUAACCGGUACGUUCAGCAAAUACUGGCUCCCGAAAGUUACUUCUACAAGGGAUUCGAGAAAUUGCACUGCUUCCUCGGCCUUUUAAGUGUGGUCAGGGAGCAACAAUUCGGGGGCGAUGCCGAACAGCUCUCGGAACUUCACCAGCAGGCAUUGUGCCUGGAUUCUCCGAUCGUUACCAAGUACAUCCAACAACAAUCUUACUUCAUCCACGCGUCCAUAGGAGAGUUCUUUGCCGCAAAGUCCCUCGUCGAAAAGCUGAUUGGAAUGACAUUGGAUCAAGUCACUGAAAGCUUCGCAAAAAAUCGAAACUCGCGGGAAGUACCGAAGAAGCGUGGAACAAAAGAUGUCUGGGAUCUUUACUAUCUGGUCUUGCGAGACUACCCGAGUGUCCGGAAAUUCUUCUUCCUCAUGAUCCAGCAGCAUCCGAGCUGUUUGGGAAAGUUGGAACAGUUGUUUUGGUGCAUGCGACCAUACCCUUUGCUGUGGGCCUGCGAAGAAAACGUGGAACCGAUAGCCAGGAUGUUGAUCGAGGAAGAUCCCGCCAUAGCAGCGUAUUCUACGAAGCUGAAGCAAACCCCAUUGCACUGUGUAGCGGUUCUUGAUGCUGAUCGAAUUUGUACCCUCUUGCUUGACAAUGGGGCUGAUCCGAAAGCCAUGAAUCUGUACAAACAAUCGGCUCUUCACAUAGCAGCUCUGAAUGGCUCCAUAAACGUUGCCACCUUACUAAUCGAUCACGGAGCAAGCGUAGAUACCACCGAUCAAAAUCUGUACACACCUCUGCAUCUGGCAUCGCAGGCAGGACAUGUUCAGUUUGUAAAACUAUUGCUUAACAAUCACUGCCAAUUGAACUUGCAAACGAAGAAGAAAUGGAACGCCCUGCACAUAGCGGCCUUCAACAACCACGCGGAAAUCGCUAUGAUUCUUAUAACGCAAAACAUUCAGCUGAAAGUGGGAGCAGCCAAGCAGUGGCUAACGUUCUUGGGUCAUAUAGUUGCUCGAGGAUUCAAGGAAGUCGUCUCUAUCCUAGUGGAAUACGAAGUACGCACCUGUUCGGAUUAUAACGAAACACUGAACUGGGCGAUACGCAGUGACCGCGUUGAAAUCCUCCGUGCCUUGCACAAAUCCGGAGUUAAUGUUCACGACAAAGGUGACACCUACCGAUUGGCUUUGAGACAAAAGAAACACCACAUUGCCCAGGAGCUUCUUCGCUUGAGAUCACCAGCCGAUACAUUGGAUCAGCCCUUGCAUGCUGCAGCCGAAGCCGGAAGCAUCGACUGUUUAGAGAUCUUACUUGUUGAUACUAUAGCAGAAGUGAAUGCUGUUGACAAGAAUGGGAUGACCCCCUUAGACUUGGCCCUGAAGUUCUGCCACCCUAAUGCAAUUGAACUUCUGCUUGGUCGGUCUGCCAUCGCCAAGAGCACAUCACCACUUCAUACGGUUGUAAAAUCUCCCAUAUGCAUCAAAGUUCUGCUCCGCCAUGGAAUCUCCGUGGAUGCAACCAACAAUACGGGCAGUACAGCGCUCCAUCUGGCAGCACUGCAGAAAAACUACCAAAGCUCUUGGCUGCUACUCCAAAAAGGAGCUUCCCCUCUCGCGAAAGGAAACGACGGUCGAACGGUUUUGCACGUUGCUGCUGCGCAAAACUUCAUCGGACUGGUACCGAUUCUGGUGAGAAAUCCGGCCCUCGUCGAACAGGGAAUUGCCGAGCAGUACGUCAACGAGCAAGACAAACGAGGUCAAACGGCAUUGCAUUUGGCUUGCGAAAAGGGAUUCAUCGAGGUUGUGUCGCUUUUGCUCGCUUCCGGAGCCAGGGUCGAUGGAUUGAACAACAGGAAAGAAGCUCCGAUUCAUUUGGCAGCCAGCGGGGGUCAUUGGGACGUAGUUCGAUUGCUGUUGGAGCAAAAGGCUGACAUUGCAGCCGUCGAUGGCCAGGGGAUGAGCCACCUGGAUCGAGCGGUGGCCGAAGGACAUUUGGAAUAUGUUAGGAAUUUUUUGGGUCAAAGCCCUCCGGUAUCCAAAGCGGGGAUUGACUUGAUGAAGGCGAUCAAGCUGGCCAAAGAACGAGGUCAUUUGCUGGUGGCAGGUGAGCUGGCCACUCACUUGGUACAGUAGAAAGCUGAGCUGAAUGGAUGACAGCAAACAGAAGCAAGUAAACAAUGGCAAAUCGAAAACAAAAUGUGUGCGUCUGUGUUUAUCUUAAUAUUAUUGUUGUUUUUGGUUCCUGAGCUUUUGUUCAACUAUAAGAAGUAAGCGAAGAAAAUGUUGAAACUAGAUAAAU
This is a messenger RNA of Ochlerotatus camptorhynchus, 5091 nucleotides long. RefSeq lists its product as uncharacterized. The record is from RefSeq and is a predicted model, not a curated record. NCBI's taxonomy places the organism in Eukaryota, Metazoa, Arthropoda, Insecta, Diptera, Culicidae. The transcript has 2 exons. Gene Ontology annotation, molecular function: protein binding. The coding region runs from base 150 to 4925 and encodes 1591 amino acids.